UUGACCUGUACUCAAUGAUGUGCGUCCCUGUCUUCAGCAAAUCCAGCUCAUCGGUUGUGGCUCUGGGCUGUGCCUUCAACAAGCGCGGAGGACAACAGUACACUGAGUCAGAUGAGCAUGUGAUCCACCACUGUUUUACCUACACGUCCACAGUCCUGACCAGCACGUUGGCCUUUCAGAAACAGCAGAAACUCAACUUCGAGUGUCAGAUAUUACUGCAAGUGGCCAAAAACCUCUUCACACAUUUAGAUGACGUGUCUGUUCUGCUGGAAGCUAUCAUAAAGGAAGCUCGGAAUCUCAGCAACGCAGAGAG
Molecule: messenger RNA, 313 nt
Organism: Callorhinchus milii (elephant shark)
Lineage: Eukaryota; Metazoa; Chordata; Chondrichthyes; Chimaeriformes; Callorhinchidae
Product: cGMP-dependent 3',5'-cyclic phosphodiesterase-like
Exons: 4
Source: RefSeq, a predicted model, not a curated record